This is a messenger RNA of Psylliodes chrysocephalus, 477 nucleotides long. The record is from the annotation of a GenBank genome assembly. NCBI's taxonomy places the organism in Eukaryota, Metazoa, Arthropoda, Insecta, Coleoptera, Chrysomelidae.
AUGCCUGGGGAAAAAGCAAGUGAUGAAUCUCAUUCUUUUGAUUCCACCACGCAGUUUAGAGUUGGAUUGUUGCAGGUUCUUGAUACAAUCAUCAUGCAAAUAGAAGAAAGAUUUGUGGCUCUAAAAGAGGUAGUAGAUGAUUUUGGAUUCCUAAACGGGGUUUCUAUCGAGACAACCACUUUGGAUAAAAUAAAAAAGCAAGCUACAGAUCUUGCACUUAAGUAUUCUGCUGACUUAAAUGCUUACGAAUUCACAUCAAUAAUAGAAAGCUUCAAAUUAAAAAGUAAAAUACUGUAUGAAAAUGUUAUUGAAAUGGGUAUCUUGGAAAUUUUGCAAGGGCAACAACGAUUAACAAAUAUAUCUAUAAUUUCAAUUCAAAAAUCGACUGCAAUUAAUUUAAAUUAUGAUGAGAUUAUGAACAUAUUUGAUGAAUCUAAAUCUAGAAAAGUUGUAUAUUUAAUGUCAUUAUGUGAUUAA